Meyerozyma guilliermondii ATCC 6260 is the source of this 1455-nucleotide messenger RNA. RefSeq names its product Dfg16p (gene DFG16). The record is from RefSeq and is a predicted model, not a curated record. NCBI's taxonomy places the organism in Eukaryota, Fungi, Ascomycota, Pichiomycetes, Serinales, Debaryomycetaceae. Gene Ontology annotation, cellular component: plasma membrane. The coding region runs from base 1 to 1455 and encodes 484 amino acids. The transcript has a single exon. Gene Ontology annotation, biological process: cellular response to pH.
AUGGGGCUCCGAGAUUUGGACAUAAAAGACUUGGAUCCGCUUGUAGGGAACUGUUCUGUGUACUCACUUGCUGGCGGAUCGAUCAGGUUUCAAGACUACUACAAUGGAACGUGGCUGAAGAAUUAUACCACCGAAUUUCUUCCGGCUUACUAUACUACCAAUUGCUCUGUGGACAAAUUAUCAGCAGUUCUAGAUGAAUAUUUCAACAACCAGGAGUCGUGGGAGCAAUGGACGAACGGUUUGAGUCCCCCCUUUAGCCAAAGAGACAACGGCGACGCAUUUGUGGCACUUCUUUUCACGCUAUCUGGAGUCUGUGUUUCGCUAUGGAUGCUCACACUUUUAUUAUACUUGCUGCCUCGCCAUAAACGAAAACCCCUUCUUACCCAGCUUACCACCGUGUUCUCGUCUGUGGUUUGUACGGUAUUGCUUACUCAGGUGACCGAGCUGGCUCGGGACGAGUAUUAUAACGACACUCUAGAUAUCUUUGUUUUUCGAGAAGUCAUGUUUCGGACACAAGCUUACCGAGUUUGCAAUGUGAUUGCGGUGCUUCUUGUCCAUCUUUCUCACUUACAAAUUGUCAUGCGGAUUACACGGCUGUGGUUCAAAUAUGCUAUGACGGUGGGGGGCAGCGUGCUCAUCGUAGUGUUCACCGUGUUGCACGGCGUGUUUGAAAUCAAGUAUGACGACGCUGAUGCUGUCGUAGACGGUCCAGACAACUCGGAACUUGUUUCUUCUUAUGCCUGGCGUGCUUCUAUCGUGUCUGUUCAUCUGGUGCUCCAAUUCUGGUUCAUGGCUGCGUUGUUCAAAUUCACAUUUUUGGACAAAAAUCCUCGUAAAAUCAGCUACGCCUUGCCCACUUUGGGCUUGGGCUUGUUCACAUGGGCCCUCAUCCUUAUCAUAUUCGUGGUCUACUUGCUUUCAGUGACAACAUUUCGUCACCAAUGGUGGGUGCGAUUAUGGCUCGACCAAUUACCCUCACUUUUGGAUGUUGCCCUUCUCACCAUAGCUUGGGAAUGGAUCUACAACAUCGCCCAGCUCGAAAAGAAGCAAGAACUUAUCGGAGUUCUCGGCCGACGUAUGAGUUCCGAUGAUGUAGCCAGCAACCUGGGAACCCUGCCCCCAACGGCGUGGUGGAAAAAAAGAAAGCUGACUUGGCCAAACGCCACGAAAUGGCUGGUGACUCCAAGCUCAGAAGACCAGCCCAUCGAAAUCCACCAAAUUGAUCCACCUACAGCCUCCAAUGAAGAUUCAAAUUUGCACCCACUAAAUCAGGAUCGGGUCCCGGUUCCAGACCUGCAUACAGCCGACGCUGUUUCUGUCAAUUCCGGCUCGACAAUCAGCUACAAUGUAAGCAUGGCAUCUUCAUCCUCCAGCAAUAAUGCCUCCACACAACCCCCACCUUUUGUCCCCCACCCUGGUUACUCCACGGAAGACUACUGGCACGAAAAGUCCUAG